This is a messenger RNA of Nerophis lumbriciformis (worm pipefish), 3050 nucleotides long. It is a transcript of the gene dnttip2, whose product is annotated as deoxynucleotidyltransferase, terminal, interacting protein 2. The record is from RefSeq and is a predicted model, not a curated record. Gene Ontology annotation, molecular function: RNA binding. Gene Ontology annotation, biological process: RNA processing. Lineage: Eukaryota; Metazoa; Chordata; Actinopteri; Syngnathiformes; Syngnathidae. Gene Ontology annotation, cellular component: nucleolus.
AAAUAAAUAUUAUUGAACAAGCGAACUUCUCGUCGUUCGAUUGCUUCGCUCUGGAUCUCCAAACCGGAAGUGAACGUCAAAGCAAGAUGGUGGCCACGCGGAGGGGAGUACUCGUGUCUUCUCCCACGAAAACAAAAGUCGAGCAGCCCUCCGACAUCCAGGCCACGCCCUCCACACGAAGGACGACCAGGAGUUCCGUGGCACAGGUGGACAGUCCCACUGGCAAGGUCCUACAGGAGACCGGCCGCCAGCUUCAGGAAGCGAACCUGCGGACGUCUGUGCUGAAGCGAUGCAGCAGAGCCUCCAGACUCCACAGCCCGGAGCAGCCGUGCACCCCUCUGGGCUCGGACGUGUCCGACCUGGAGUCCUGCUCCUCCGACGUAAACACACACUUGACACACAGCAGCAGGAGGAGACCCGCCAGCCAAGAGGAGGAGGAGGACCUGUCCGAGGCCGAGUCCUGCUUGUCCCUGGUCCAGCAAAAUGUCCGAAGCACAAGAAAGAAGGCGGAGGGCAAAAAGGAAGGAUCCAGUAGUUCGGCAGUGUCUGAAGCCGAAGCUCAGAGGACACGAAGCAGGAAGAGCAGGACCGUCAAGCAUGAAGAAGAAGAGUCAGAGUCCUGCUCUUCUGAUGUCCAGACCACAAGGACCCUACGCAGCACGAGGAAGACCAUCCCUGUCCCAAAGUCGGUCAGGCCGGACGACGUGAAGGUGGACUUGGCACCCAAGUCCCGCCAGAGAGUCACUCGAACUCAAAGACAAAGUCUCCGUCCUCGACGCUCCUCCAAGAGACGAGCGGAGGACUCCGACGAGCUUUCCGACGCCGAGAGUGUGGAGGCGUCUCACUCCCAAGUCCGUAGGAGCACCAGGACCAGAAGCUCGGACGACGUCUUCCUGAGCUCCCCCACACCGAGGAGGACGAGAAGGACGAGUGCGGCGGCAGAGGAGAAGUCAUGUGACUCAGAGAGCUUCGAAUCCGGCCCAGAAUUCAGCCUCAGCACGCGGGACAAGACCUGGUCCUCCAGUUCCAACGCCCCGGAGUCCGACUCGGAGGGAGGCGGGACUCCAUGCAGCAGCCGCACCGGAUCGGGGAGCAGCCGGCGACGCGCUUCGAUUCCCGUGAUGAAGAACCUCUACGUGGUUCUGGAGAACGCUCGAGAGGAGCUCUUAAUGGACAACUCGGCUCUGGACACCACGGUGGUCUCCGGAGACGCGGAUGGGACGCUGCUGGAGGAAGACAAGAAGAGCGGCGAGGACUCGAGUGGAGACGUUGGACUUGAAGUAGACGCACAGGCGGGGGAUGUCACGGUUGAAGACCGGAGGACCGGGGAGGACACGACUGAAGAUGGGAGAGGGGAGGAAGAGGAUGCCAGUGAGGUCUUGGUUGAAGAGUCACACAUGGAGGACUGGACUGAAGAUGGGAAAGGAGAGGAAGAGGACGCCAGUGAGGUCUUGGCUGAAGAGUCACAUGUGGAAGACUGGACUGAAGAUGGGAAAGGAGAGGAAGAGGACGCCAGUGAGGUCUUGGCUGAAGCGUCACACCUGGAAGAAGACAAGACCAGCAAGGACUCUGAUGACAUAACAGAGGUUGCUCUGGAAGACUGUGAUGGUGAGGCUGCAGUGGCGUCUGCACACCAGCAGGGUGAGCUGUCUGCUGAAGAGAGGGAGGACGAGCUCGCCUCAGUGGAGGAAGCGAUGGAGGAGAAAGAGACCAAGUGUGAAGACGUUCUUGACGACACACCUGCCAGAACGUCCGAGGUGGACGUGACGGACCACACCGCGGUCCAAGGUCCACCCAAGCACAGAAAAGCGGCCUGUAAAGAAUUCAGCCUCUCUGUGAGCAGCGAUGAAGAGGAUGAAGAGGUGUCAGAGGAAGACGAGGACGCAGGAGAGAUACCGGGCCGCUCCUGGAAGCCCCAGGCCACGCCCGUGUCCAUGGACGGCGUGUUCAUGGUGGACACGCGGGUGGGGGGCGAGGCCAGCGAAGACUACUUGACACAGCCGCUCACCAAGGAGGAGCUGGUCGGUGGAAAGGACGACAAAGUGUUUGUGGAUGAAGAGGACCAAGAUGACCAGGAAGUGGACUUGUUCUGGUCCAGCAAGAGAAAGUGGACGAAGAAGCUGUCCACGGUCAUAGACCCUGGCAUCAGCGUGAGACAGCUGGGUGGAUUGUACAUCACCCUUAAUGGCAGCCAACCAACACCUGGACCAAGUUCUACUAAGAAACCCAAGGAGGACAAGAUCCAAGACCAGGUGAUGAAGAAGAGCGUGAUGGAGGCGGACUUUGAGAAGAAGGACACGGUGCCGCCGUACAGCGAGUCCAAACGCGCCUUGAAGAAAAAACACAGAGCGGAGCGUGAAAAGUCCACCGGGGACGGCUGGUUCAACAUGAAAGCUCCUGAGCUCACCAACGAGCUGCAAGGAGAUCUUAAACUGCUGAAGAUGAGAGGAUCCUUGGAUCCUAAAAGGUUCUACAAGAAGAACGACCGCGAUGGAUUCCCCAAGUACUUCCAGAUGGCCACUGUGGUGGACAACCCCCUGGACUUCUAUCAUUCCCGCGUGCCCAAGAAGCAGAGGAAGAGGACCAUGGUGGAGGAGCUGCUGGCUGAUGAAGAGUUCAGGCACAAGAACAAGAAGAAGUACCUCAACAUCAUGGCGGAGAAAGCGGCCCAGGCAGCAGGAAAGAAGAACAGCUACAGGAACCCCAAAUUUGUCAAGAUGUCAAAAAAAGCUACGAAGUAGAAGGUGACUUAUAAAUUAUAUCUGCAAUAAAAACUAGUUGUGGCCAUUUUAUUUUCCAGGACUUUAAAGCUACAUACAAAACAUAACUUCCUGUACAUGAACAUUAUUCUUAUGUAAACUCUUGGUUUUAAGAUGAUUGUACAGUAUAUGGUUUAUAUUUGGACAUGGCUGAGCAUCAUUGAUUAAUCAUGCUUAUGUUUUCCCAAGUCAAAUGAUGCAGCAGUAAAUUAUGACUGUCAGCAGAAAAAACAUUUUUAAACGGACAUGUACCUGACAUGCUUGUUGACAUUAAAAGGUGCACUUCUUGCA